AUGCGCACUUCAUCUCUGCUCUAUAUCUUUGCCUUCACAUCCUAUGUGGUGGCUGGAGAUGUAGAUGCCAACGAUCUUCCAUCCCAAUGCCAGGACGUCUGCGCCCCUGUAGUCAGCUUGACCUCAUCCUGUGACAAGAAGACCAACGACGAUGAUACCGCCGAGCUGAACUGUAUCUGCAAGGACUCUCGAGCAGCAAAGAGCCUACCGGAUUGUGAUGCCUGCAUCUCAAAGUACAGCAAAGAUGGAAGAGACAAUGAUGCAAAUGACCUUGUUCGGUCCUGCUCAUUCACUACCACUGAGUACACUGCCAUGACCACUUCUGGAUCAGGAAACUCCACCGGCUUCGCAAGCAUGGCUACAGCAACGGGCUCCAGUAGUAGCAGCAUCAUUACUGGAAGUGCGUCCUCUUCGGGGGUUUCAACUGCCUCAAAUGCUGCUGCCACAACGUCCAACGCCGCAGCCAGCCACUCUGAUCCAAAGAAUAGCAUCAUGGGUGCAGUAUUCUUUGGCUUAAUGGCGUUCGUUGCCUAA
Messenger RNA from Penicillium cosmopolitanum, 534 nucleotides. RefSeq lists its product as uncharacterized. NCBI's taxonomy places the organism in Eukaryota, Fungi, Ascomycota, Eurotiomycetes, Eurotiales, Aspergillaceae. The transcript has 2 exons. The record is from RefSeq and is a predicted model, not a curated record. The coding region runs from base 1 to 534 and encodes 177 amino acids.